GAUUUCGUGGCUGGGGGAACAAUGGAAGAUGAUGAUGAUGCAAAACUCAAAGAAGAAAUAGAAGCUGAAUUGGAUAAAAUCAGCAUUUCCUCCUUGGAAAAAGAUGAGGUUGAGAGUGAAUCGAAAUCGGAAACCCAGAGUGAUGAUAGUGAUAGAGAUUUAGAUGAAUUACCAGAGUCUGUUCUUCACUGUAUUAACAUCAUAAAGAACAAGAGUAAAACUGUUGAAGAGCUGAUUCUUCAGGACUUGGAAGAUACUGAUGUAUUAAGUUGUAGUUAUGGAGCAGCUUCUGAUAAUCAUUUGCAUUUAAGAAUAGGAUUAGCAACUGAACAUAAGGAGCAUCCAAAACAAUUAAUGAAGAUAUUAUCUGUAAUAGAAAAAGAAGAAUUUAUGAGAAGUAAAACUCUUUGUGUCAGUCCUGACUUUGUUCCUGAACCUGGUUGUCAAGACUUGCCUAUGGAUGAAUAUGUUUUACCAGAUGAUGCUGAUGUAAAUUUUGGAUACUGUGAAGUGGAAGAAAGAUGUAGACAGUCUUUCGAGGCUUGGCAAGACAAACAGAAAGAACUAGAAGACAAAGAGAAGGAAACUCUCAAAGCUCAGAGGGAUAGAGAAGAAAAGCAAUUUCAAGAAGAAGAAGAAAAGAGACAUUGCUGGAUGAAACAAUUUGAAGUUGAAAAGAAGAAAUUAGAGAAUAUUCAGAAGCAAGAACAAGACAAAAUGAAUGAUGAACUCCAUAAAGAAGAAAAGAUGUGGAAAGAUAAAUUUAAACAGCAUGAGGAAUUUAUAAGAAGUUUGCAUUUACAAAUGGAAGAGGAAAGAACAAAAUUUAAAGACCUACAGGAAAAAGAAAAAAUGCGUUUGUUAGAACUGCAGCAUAAUGCAGCCAUAAAAAUUCAAGCUAAAUAUAAAGCAUUUAUAGCUUACCAAAAAUAUGGCCCAAUCAUAAAAGAAAAAAUAGAAAGUAAGAAAAGGAAAGCACAAGAAUGGAAAGAAAAGGAAGCAUAUAUAAGACAGAGAGAAGAAGAAAAACAAAAAAGGUUAGAGGAGGAACAAAGGUUAGAAGACGAGAUUAAGAAGCAGAAGCAAGAGAAGAUGGAAAUGAGAAAAAAAGAAUAUGAGGAAAAAAAGAACAUCUUGAGACAAGAAAUAGAACAACUGCUAAUCAAGGAAAAAUUAAAAUUAAGAGACAGUUCAAGCCAACAGCUAAUAAGUAGUACAUUAAAGAAAGGAGAAUUUAAUGUGAAACUUUUCAUUGCUGAAGAUAUAUCAAAGAAUAAGGGCCAUAUAGUCAGAAAGCUAGUGGAUGAGAAUUCAAACAAGCAGGAAGAUGCUCCCCUUUGGCUAGUUGACGAAUCAAAUAAGAUACAAAAUGUAGACAGACAGCCUGUAUGGAAAAACUCAGUGCAAGUACAAUUAAAAGAAUCAAUAUCAAACCAAGCAAAUUUGACAGAAUUAAAACUAGAAGAAAGGAAUGAAGACCUAUCAAAAAGGCAGUGUUCAGAAAAAUUGGCCCUGCAAGAAACAAAAUAUGAAAAUAGAGACAAGAAAACAGAAUUGGAAAACCCAAUUCUAAAAGAAAAUGUGAAAGAACAGUUGGAGCUGCAAGAAUUGAAGUCUCAGAUACAAAAAGAGGAAACCACAGAACAUGCCCUAAAUGAGAAUGUAGGACAAGAAGUCCACAUAGUAACAUUAGGACAUAAUCAAGAAAUCAGUAGAGUGAAAAAUAAUGAAGUACAGAAAAGAGCCAAAGAUAAUCAACAGAAAAAGCUAGAUAAAGUAGAAAAAGAAGAGAUGCCAGUAUACAAGGGUUCAUUAUAUGAAGAGAAUAAUAAUUCAUUUAUUUCAACAGAACAAAAGCCACUGCCACUAACAUUAGAAAAUUCUCAGCAUAGAGGGGAAAAUGUAAUACUACAAGAAAAAGAAAGUGAUUUAAAAUCCAAAGAAAUGGAAGAGAACCUGGAAGUCAACACUCUGAAUACUGGCAUGAUUUUUAACACAACUGAUGCCAUGAUAAAUAUAGAAGGCAAAACAGACAAACAAGAUUAUGGUUUAGGUAGACAUGGCCCUUGUGAAAACUUGGAUGGCUAUAAUGCAAAAAGCUCUUUGGUUUCUAAGGAAGGAAAUUCUCUUAUACCUGAGAUUCCAGAAAUUCCAGAAAAAUGUCUUGACGUUAGAGCUCAACCUGAAAAUAUUGUGACUGGCUCUGUACCAGAGUCAGCACUUCCAUUUUCUAUUGAAGAAAAGAGACUAGCUUGGAUGAAAUCAUUUAAACCUUGGUUUGAAAUUUUAAAGCAAAAUCAACAAAAGAAAAUUGUUAAAAUAAAGAGAACUGUCAAGUGUCCAGCCGACACGAUGCCGCCUUUGAACACACUAGAAAUUCUUCGAUAUGGUCCUUGGAAUACUUUACAGCAGGUUACAACAGUUACGUUUCAAGACUUGCCAGGUUGUAGUCUCUCCACAUUGGCAGAGUGUAUAAAUCUUCAGUUUCUAUCUCUUCGACGCUGUGGAUUAAUUUCCUUGCACGGCCUGAGUAACUGCACAAAACUUAAGUACAUAGAUGCACAGGAAAACCAUAUUGAGACUAUCAGUUGUGAAAAUUUGGAAAAUCUCCGUGUUGUUCUUCUUAAUAGAAAUCAGUUGACUUCUUUUCAUGGUUUGGAUGGAUGCACCAAUAUUCAAAGUCUUGAACUUUCACAUAACAAAAUCACUAGAAUUGGUGGUCUAGAAUCUUUGAAAAAUCUUCAGCAACUAAUUGUGGAUCACAACCAGUUAAUUAGUAUAAGAGGUCUUCGUGAUACACCUACCAUUAUAUACCUGGACUGCUCACAUAAUCAUCUUACUGAUGCUGAAGGCAUUGAAAAUUGUGGAUUGCUCCAGAUAUUGAAGUUACAGGGAAAUUAUCUAACUGAGUUUCCAUCCUUGGAGAAUCAUGUCCUUCUAAGAGAAUUGCACUUGGAUGAGAAUAGCAUUUCAACUGUGGAAGCAUUGUCUUCAUAUUGGCUGCCUUUACUACAAAAUCUUACUCUCUCUCAAAACAGUUUGACAAAAAUGGUGCCACUUUUCCACUUUGUUUCCUUGGAAAAACUAGAUGUCAGCAACAAUUGUCUUUCUGAUCUUACAGGUGCCAUUAAGUGGUUUGAUGAAUGCCAUUCUCUCCAGGAAUUGUCUCUCAUUGGAAACCCACUGCUUCAAGAAGUAAACUGGAGGCAUCCUCUACUUGAAAAAUUACCUUCUUUAAGAAUCCUCAAUGGUGUUAUGCUAAACUCUUAUUCAGAAAGCCACACUGAACAAUACUAUCAACAAGAAUCAGGACAUUUCCUGUUUUUUUGUCAAUCUCAGAUUCAAGAAUUUAAUUUACUAAUAGAAAACUAUAUCUCUGGUAAAAGAGAUGAAUUCACCUUGGAUACAGCAGAAAGCCUCUGUCAUUAUUUGAAGGCAUUGAUGACACUUAGUCAUGAAUACCGAUGUGCACAUGAACGUGGGGACAUACAAAUCACCAAGAAUGGUCCAUCAGAAGUCCAGCAAAGUCAUCUGACCCAUACAAACAAUGACGGUGACGGGGUACUGCAAAGUAAUGUUGUCAGUUCUUAUGCAAAUGAGUGCAAGCUGGAUUCACCAUAUGUUGCUGAGAAAGGGAUGAACUUUGGCUGUAGUCACUCCCUAUUAAGCAACUCCUCCAUUUGUGAAAGCGUGGAAAGAAGAAAUCGGGAAAAAUUAAUAGGUCAGAAGAGAGAAGACAACAAUGCAAGCUGUAUUCCUAUCAAAAGAAUCCCACUCACAGAAACCGUAAUGACAAAUUCUGGGCUGUACAAUCACCAAAAUAUUGAAUAUAGUAAAAAAAUUAUGGCAGCUGUGGUGAUCCAGGCUCACUGGCGUGGUUACAUUGUGCGCAGACAGAUUCCCUUCUUUACAAGUCUACAUACUGCUGCAGCAAGACCCCUGCUAAAUUCCUGCGUUGAGGAUUGGACUAUGUUAAAGAAAGGAAAACGAGAAGAUAUUGUGCAUAUCCAAGGACAGAGGGAGAAGGCUGCUAUUCUUAUUCAGGCCAUUUGGAAAGGCUUUAUUUUGAGAAAGAAACUGACAACAGCUCUAGAGGCUAUUAAAAAUGAAGAAUCUGAAGAAGAAUAUGAAGAAAUAAAUAUAGAGGAUUUUACUUUUGAUGAAGCUGCCUUAGAGAAGGAGUGGCUAGCUUUAGAUUCUGCCUGCUUCCCUUCACAAACACUGUUUCUCUCAGACCAGCUGCAAUGGCCAAAGAUCUCUGGAACCUUAAAAUAUGAUGAUACUUCAGAUAAUUUACCAAGUCAGCCAGCUCAAGCAUGGCAAUGUAAUGAGAAAGAAAAUUUAUUUUCGUCAGAUCACACAAAACGUAAUAGAUCAGAACAUAGAACUUUGUCCUGGACACCAGAAUCAAAGACUAGUAGGAAGAAUUUGCUAAAAUCUGAAAAAGAGGAGAAAAUUUCAGAAGAAUGGGGCUUUAAGGAUAUUUCUACUGCUCAGCAAAUGCUGAAGAGGGCACAGAAAAUGAAAUCAAAGAAAUUUAAAAAAAAAUUAGAUCCCACUGUGCGCCUAGCAUUAUUUAAAAACAAUGAAAACAAAGUUUCUGUUACAAAACCACCAAAGAAAACACAGCCGAGAAGAGAUGAUUAUUUUGAAGAUAAGGAAGAAGACUUUAUCCGCAAGGAUGCUACUGCAAAUGAAGAGUUAGAAAGGAGUAGAGAAUAUACAUACCAAUGGCUUCAUACACAGGUUGGGGUUUUUGAAACAGCAAGUUCCAGAAAUAUGAAAAGCAAUCGCUUCUUGCCUGAGUUAGAUCCAGAUGUACUUAAUGGUGGAAGAGUUCAGCUUGUGGCAAGACUUGUAAGCAGAGAAGACACGGAUUUAGACCUUUUUUCCAUGACCAGUGGAAGUGCUUUGUCUGUGAAAAGAGAAAAAAAAAAUGAGGCACACAGACACUCAGCGGGAUCUUCAAGUAAGUUGUGGUUUCCUUCAGAAUUAAUUUAGAAAUCACAAAUGAAUUGAUGGAAUCUAAUGCCAACAAGCAUUCUUUUACAGAUAGGGGGUAGGAUGCCAGU
Tupaia belangeri chinensis (Chinese tree shrew) is the source of this 5072-nucleotide messenger RNA. It is a transcript of the gene LRRIQ1, whose product is annotated as leucine rich repeats and IQ motif containing 1. Bases 22 to 5001 code for a protein of 1659 amino acids. The transcript has 26 exons. NCBI's taxonomy places the organism in Eukaryota, Metazoa, Chordata, Mammalia, Scandentia, Tupaiidae. Gene Ontology annotation, molecular function: protein binding. The record is from RefSeq and is a predicted model, not a curated record.